CAGGUUAGAAAAACUCAGUCAAACACCUGCAUGAGUCCAUCUUUCCUCCUGGAGAAUGCCUUCCCAUGCCAACCUCUGUGGCUUUCCGCCCUCCAUCCACACUUCACUUCUGUGCAUAAGCCAGAGUAGGACUUCCCGAUUUUAGAAUCCAGGUGGGGGCGACAAAGGAACACAGGAGAGUUAGUAACAAGGAAGAGCUUCUCUAGGGACACGCCCACCUCCCCACCUGGACUCCCCCACCCCUAAAUUCCUCCCCCCUCCUGAUUGGCAGCCAGCUGGCUAAAGCAGGAACUCUGCCCUUGCAAUCCAGGUGUGAGUACUGGAAGUUCCUGUCUUUCCGGCUGUUUACGGUUACUCGGGUUCUCAGGUUGCCCUGGGACAUCCAGUUGGACACGGCCCCUCCCCGCCCCAGUUCUGUGGCCAGCAGGUCAAAGUCGCUCCAGCUACAGUGGAAGCGAAAUCACUGCCAGUCCUGUGCCAACACACGGUGGGGCCACAAUCCACUCCCAGACUGCACUGUCAGCUCCUUGAAAAAAUACAGGCAAACGCUCAUCCUACUUCCUCAUUCCUGGGUCAUGGUAUAAGCUUUGGAAUUGCAGCUAAGGUCUUUCGGUGCUUUUCUGGGACUUUGACUUUGGUGGCUGCACCAUUUCUCAUUGUAUGGAUAAGUCAGAAUAUAUUAAACCAGCCCCCACCUGAUGGACAUUGGAUUGUCUCCAGGUUUUUCUGUCCCAUACACAACACUGCAUUGAUCAUCGAGAGCUCUUUAUGUGUAUGUAGCUGUGUGUGUGGGAUCCAUACCCUGGCCUCGGAGCCAUUUUUUGGCCAGAGCGUUCUCCUCCCUCUUCUCUGCCUCUGGAGGAGAAGUCACCAGUGUCCCAAGGCCCAAGGGAGGCAUGUUCAGGAAUGUGGCUGCCAUCUAUUUGCACCUGGCUGGGCUCUUCCAGAGAAAGAAGGCUGGAACUUCUCUCACUCGGUGCAUGCACCAGACUUUCGCCAUGUCCAAGCGGCUCCAGGCUCGUCGGCUGGACGGGAUUGACCACAACCCAUGGGUGGAGUUUGGUAAAAUGGCCAGUGAGUAUGAUGUCGUGAACUUGGGCCAAGGCUUCCCCGACUUCCCACCCCCAGACUUCGCCAUUCAAGCCUUUCAGCUCGCCCUCAACAGCGACUUCAUGCUCAACCAGUACACCAAGGCAUUUGGUUACCCACCCCUGACAAAGAUCUUGGCAAGUUUCUUUGGGAAGCUCCUGGGACAGGAGAUAGACCCGCUCAAGAACGUGCUGGUGACUGUGGGUGCCUAUGGAGCCCUGUUCACAGCCUUCCAGGCCCUGGUGGAUGAAGGGGAUGAGGUCAUCAUCGUGGAGCCCUUCUUUGACUGUUACGAACCCAUGACAUUGAUGGCAGGGGGUCGCCCUGUGUUUGUGACCUUGAAGCCGAGCCCCACCCAGGACGGGGAACUGGAUUCUGCCAGCAACUGGCAGCUGGACCCCACAGAGCUGGCCAGCAAGUUUACCUCUCGUACCAAAGCCCUAAUCCUCAACACACCCAACAACCCCGUGGGAAAGGUGUUCUCCAAGGCCGAGCUGGAGCUGGUGGCCAGCCUGUGCCAGCAGCAUGACGUGAUCUGCAUCAGUGAUGAGGUCUACCAGUGGCUGGUCUACGAUGGUCACCAGCACAUCAGCAUCGCCAGUCUUCCUGGCAUGUGGGAGCGUACCCUGACCAUUGGCAGCGCUGGUAAGAGCUUCAGCGCCACUGGCUGGAAGGUGGGCUGGGCCCUGGGCCCGGACAGUCUCAUGAAGCACCUACGUACCGUCCACCAGAACACUAUCUAUCACUGUCCCACGCAGGGCCAGGCCGCCGUGGCCCAGAGCUUCCAGCACGAGCAACUGCACUUUGGCCAACCCAGCAGCUACUUCGUGCAGCUGCCGCAAGCUGUGCAGCGCUACCGGGACCACAUGAUUCGCAGUCUGCAGUCUGUGGGCCUGAGGCCCGUGGUCCCCCAGGGCAGCUACUUCCUCAUCGCAGACAUCUCAGACUUCAAGACCCAGAUGCCGGACUUGCCAGGCGAUGCAGAUGAGCCCUACGACAGACGCUUCGUCAAGUGGAUGAUCAGGAACAAGGGCUUGGCGGCCAUCCCGGUCUCCGUCUUCUACAGCACCCCACAUCGGAAGCAAUUUGACCACUAUGUCCGCUUCUGUUUUGUGAAGGACGAGUCCACGCUCCAGGCCAUGGACGAGAAGCUGCAGAAGUGGAAGGAUGAGCUGAGGCCCUGACGUGGCCCCGCCUGGUUCCGGCUUGCUCUGUGCCUGCGUGUCAGCCCCUCCCGGGCUGGGCGUAGAUAGAGCUUGGGGCUGCCUACUCUGUGACACAGGAUGUCCCCCAGGGAAGAGCCCUCCUUCGUGGUCUUGGUGGGUUCUGGAGCGCUUCCCACAGAACCUAUAUGGGAAGGUGGACCUGACCCGGGCCUCUCCCUGCUCCUCCCUAGGUCGGGUCACAGAGUCUUGGGUCCCCUCCUUGUCUGGGACUCAAGAGAACAGAGUCCAGCAGUGUCCUGGCCUUGAGUCCCAGCCCUGCUCUGGCCCCAGCCCAGGCUCCGGCAUCCCUGCCUUUCCUGAUCUGCUUUGGUAACCUCGGGAUGUGGCCUUUAGGCUCGAGUUCUCAAGCGAGUACUUUUCAUCCAUAAUAAAGUUAUAAGUUAUUUACACUCUUA
This is a messenger RNA of Mustela erminea (ermine), 2710 nucleotides long. It is a transcript of the gene KYAT1, whose product is annotated as kynurenine aminotransferase 1. The record is from RefSeq and is a predicted model, not a curated record. The transcript has 15 exons. Lineage: Eukaryota; Metazoa; Chordata; Mammalia; Carnivora; Mustelidae. Gene Ontology annotation, biological process: biosynthetic process. Gene Ontology annotation, cellular component: mitochondrion; cytoplasm. Bases 897 to 2273 code for a protein of 458 amino acids. Gene Ontology annotation, molecular function: pyridoxal phosphate binding; L-kynurenine:2-oxoglutarate transaminase activity.